Messenger RNA from Hippopotamus amphibius kiboko, 2525 nucleotides. It is a transcript of the gene MSL3, whose product is annotated as MSL complex subunit 3. The record is from RefSeq and is a predicted model, not a curated record. NCBI's taxonomy places the organism in Eukaryota, Metazoa, Chordata, Mammalia, Artiodactyla, Hippopotamidae. Gene Ontology annotation, biological process: regulation of DNA-templated transcription; chromatin organization. Bases 42 to 1814 code for a protein of 590 amino acids. The transcript is spliced from 14 exons. Gene Ontology annotation, cellular component: nucleus; NuA4 histone acetyltransferase complex; MSL complex.
UCCGCCCGCCCCGGAGCCUCGCCCUCCGCCACGAUGAGCAAAUGAGCGCGAGCGAGGGCAUGAAAUUUAAAUUCCACUCAGGGGAGAAAGUGCUGUGCUUCGAGCCUGACCCCACCAAGGCGCGAGUGCUGUACGAUGCCAAGGUGCCGCCGCGGAGGGACAGGGAGGAGGCGCGGGCCGGGGACCCCGGGACGGGAGGCGAAUGCGGAUGCGGUCGUUCCCCCAGGGGACAACGCUGUGAGGGUUGCUGUAAUCGAGAAGAACUGGCCCUGGACGCAGCGGAACCCAGGAGACUACUACUCCCAGAGGUCUCUCGGCUGCAGCUCGCUUGUCUGGCCUGGACUCUGAUUGUCGAUGUUAUUGUUGGGAAAGACGAAAAAGGCAGAAAGAUCCCAGAAUAUCUGAUCCAUUUUAAUGGUUGGAACAGAAGCUGGGAUAGAUGGGCAGCUGAAGAUCAUGUCCUUCGUGACACAGAUGAAAAUCGGAGAUUACAGCGUAAAUUGGCAAGAAAAGCUGUAGCUCGGCUGAGAAGCACAGGAAGAAAGAGGAAGCGCUGCAGGUUGCCUGGUGUCGACUCUGUCUUAAAAAGCCUCCCUGCCGAAGAAAAAGAUGAAAAUGAUGAAAACUCAAUAAGCAGCUCCUCUGAUGACAGUAGUGAAGAAAAGAAUGAAGAAAUAAGUGAAGAAAGUGAUAUUGAAGAAAAGACUGAAGUGAAGGAAGAACCAGAGCUACAUGCAAAAAAGGAAAUGGAAGAAAGAACUAUAACGAUAGAAAUCCCUGAAGUUCUGAAGAAGAAGCUUGAGGACGAUUGUUACUAUAUCAACAGGAGGAAACGGUUAGUGAAACUUCCAUGCCAGACCAACAUCAUAACUAUUUUGGAAUCGUAUGUGAAGCAUUUUGCUAUCAAUGCAGCCUUUUCAGCCAAUGAGAGGCCUCGUCACCAUCACGCUAUGCCACACGCCAACAUGAAUGUGCAUUAUAUCCCAGCAGAAAAGAACGUUGACCUUUGUAAGGAGAUGGUGGAUGGAUUAAGAAUAACCUUUGAUUACACUCUCCCAUUGGUUUUGCUCUAUCCAUAUGAACAAGUUCAGUAUAAAAAGGUGACUUCGUCCAAAUUUUUUCUUCCGAUUAAGGAAAGUACCACAAACACUAAUAGGAACCAGGAGGAGCUCUCUCCAAGCCCACCUUUGUUGAAUCCAUCCACACCACAGUCCACAGAGAGUCAGCCACCCACAGGCGAACCAGCCACCCCCAAAAGGCGCAAAGCCGAGCCGGAAGCCUUGCAGUCUCUGAGGCGGUCCACACGCCACUCUGCCAACUAUGACAGGCUGUCUGAGAGCAGUGCCUCGCCUCAGCCCAAGCGCCGGCAGCAGGACACGUCCGCCAGCAUGCCCAAGCUGUUCCUGCACCUGGAAAAGAAGACACCUGUUCAUAGCAGAUCAUCCUCGCCUGUUCCUCUGACCCCUAGCAAGGAAGGGAGUACAGUGUUUGCUGGCUUUGAAGGGAGAAGAACUAAUGAAAUAAAUGAGGUCCUCUCCUGGAAACUUGUACCUGACAGUUACCCCCCAGGUGACCAGCCACCUCCACCCUCUUACAUUUAUGGGGCGCAACACUUGUUGAGAUUAUUUGUGAAACUUCCAGAAAUCCUUGGAAAGAUGUCCUUUUCUGAGAAGAAUCUGAAGGCUUUACUGAAGCACUUUGAUCUCUUUCUGAGGUUUUUAGCAGAAUAUCAUGACGACUUCUUCCCAGAGUCUGCCUAUGUUGCUGCCUGUGAGGCGCACUACAGCACGAAGAACCCCAGGGCGAUUUAUUAAGGCUUUGAUGGUUUUGGAAGACCAGCUUCUCUAGCUUUGUGCUCUCGGUUCCCAGUAAAGAACUAGGGAGUUGGUGGGCCUUCAUUACAGACAGAGCGAAUGCAACACCCACCAUGGGGGGCUGUGGCAGAGGCGGACACAUUUGUUUGAGUUGCUUACCUACUGUAGUUAUUUCUGUUAAGGAUUACUUCCUAGAUGCCUGAACGGCCUCUAGCAUCUGACCCUUGGCACGAUACAUGUCAUCUGUGAUGGCAGGAAAAGAGAUGCCGUCUCAUUUCACUGUGAACAGUGAAAUGUUCAUGAAAGUGUGCAUAGGUUGGGCUGUUUCAGUAGACAGAGUUACUUGUUAGCAGUAAGCACAUUUUUUAGUUAUUUGUUAGCAUUAAACAAAAUUAUUUUGCAAACCAUUUUCAUUCUGUGAUGGGGCUGAGCAACUCUGUUCAACAAAUUUUAGUUUCACUUGGAAACCGAAAAGUUGUCCCAGAAUAUUUUAGAGGGAGUUGAUAUGGAUGGCAAAAGAAAAUUUGCAGCUAUACAUUUGCUUGUUACAGUUCAUUUUCUAUAAAACUUUAUUUUUGGUGAUCUAAAUAAUGCAUUGCCUGAAUGUUUGAGAUUUUAUAGCUACACUUGGUUGUAUAAUGUUAUGGUUCCCUUUCUGUAAAAUGUUAUUUUUGGUGAUUGCAAAUAAAUCAUUACCCAUCUUGUUGGAAA